CCGCCUGGCAGUUUUCGACCCUGACCUUUCGUACUGAUCUUGAGUCAUUUAGACAAAGGAAGAAAGAAACCAGUUUUUAGCUUUAAAAGAGGACGAUGGAUGAUAUUAUUGAGAAUGGAAAGAACAAGAAAUGGGUAGUCUGUAAGUUGUGUGGAUCAAAAGUUCUGCGACCUUGCGCGGCCAGUUACGAACAAAGAGAGCUAUUCUUACCUUUCAUGCAGAAAAAGAAGGACUUUGCUGGCGCUGAAGAACAUCAAGGUGAAAUCCUUCAAGAACAUUGGAUGGUAUCAGAUAUGUUUACGUUCGAAAAUGUUGGCUUUUCAAUGACUGUGGAUUCAAUCAAAUAUUUAGCCUGUGCCGAUUGUGAGUGUGGACCAAUAGGCUGGCAUGACAUUAAUGACAAGACGAAGUUUUAUGUUGCUGUUGCACGAGUAGGGCAUCAAGAUCUAUCACAAUAACUUCAUAUUAUAGCUUAUGGCAGAGUAAAUGGUAUGAUACCUUUGAUUACCCGGAUAUUUUUGUAAUUUUCUCUCAUUAUUAUUUUGACAUAAAUAAUGCACAGAUCAAUUUGAAGCUUCAACAUCCC
Messenger RNA from Pocillopora verrucosa, 586 nucleotides. Its product is annotated as guanine nucleotide exchange factor MSS4. Gene Ontology annotation, cellular component: cytosol; membrane. The record is from RefSeq and is a predicted model, not a curated record. Gene Ontology annotation, molecular function: zinc ion binding; guanyl-nucleotide exchange factor activity. Lineage: Eukaryota; Metazoa; Cnidaria; Anthozoa; Scleractinia; Pocilloporidae. Gene Ontology annotation, biological process: post-Golgi vesicle-mediated transport; small GTPase-mediated signal transduction.